Molecule: messenger RNA, 657 nt
Organism: Gilbertella persicaria
Lineage: Eukaryota; Fungi; Mucoromycota; Mucoromycetes; Mucorales; Choanephoraceae
Product: cytochrome P450
Exons: 4
Coding region: 36-464 (142 amino acids)
Molecular function (GO): heme binding; iron ion binding; oxidoreductase activity, acting on paired donors, with incorporation or reduction of molecular oxygen
Source: RefSeq, a predicted model, not a curated record
AAGCCACACACCGUGAAUUGAAUCGUUUUCUUGACAUGUUGAACGCCAUGAUUGUUCACAAAAGAGAGCAGAUAGAGAAUGGAGACCUUCAGAACAAGGAUUUGGAAGAGAAUGAAAAAGAUCUCUUGACGUUGAUGAUUGAAAGUGAAAAGAGAGGAGAAGGCAUUUUAUCGAAUCAAGAAUUACAGACCAAUAUUUGUUUGUUCUUUUUAGCUGGCCAUGAUACUACUUCAAAUACACUUUCUUUUGCUAUGUAUUAUCUAGCUACACAUCCUGAUAUUCAACAAAAAGCAAGAGAAGAGGCUAUUCGUGUUCUUGGUGAUGCGCCCAUGGAUAUCAUACCAACCAUAGAUCAAGCAAAACAAUUUGACUAUAUAAACCAAGUCAUCAAAGAGACACUAAGAAUCAAUGGCCCUGUUGUUGGCCUUGUACCUCGCAUUUCAGAAACAAUAGUUGGUGAAUAAAAUAGGUAGUACAAGCUGUGGGCCCCAAUUGAAUGAAGGUCAACUUUUACACGAAGCGAAGCGGAGGGGCUAAAAGUUUCCGGAAUUCUGGGGGCAUCCACAACUUGUAGGUAGUACUGGUAUAAAAAAAUUCGAUAGAAAUAAUAAUAGCAGAGGUAAAUUGACGGCUUUCGACCUAGAGGCGAAAGUGGAG